AUGGCAUCAAGGCAGGAUUUCACAAUUACCGCCUGUGAAAAAUGUGGCGAAACUUCUACGCAAGACGAAGGCAUGGUAGGAUGCAAUGGUUAUGCUGGAUGGUUCCACUAUCGCUGCGUUGGAGUCACAGACGAAGUGAAAAAGCAAAAAAAGUGGUUCUGUCCGAGCGAAGCGUGUCAACAAUUGUUCCACAAGUUUCAAAGAAAGCAAGAAGCAGGGCGAAAGGGUGCUUUGAAGAAAACAGAAGGUUCUGACAAAUCAAGCACAACUUCUGAACAAAGAAUGAGUCUUUGGAGCGAAAAUAAAGAUGAAACGAUCAGAAUGCAGGACACUAAUCAGUCUGUCAGAGAAGAAACGCAUGAGACUGAAAAACUACAAGCUUUGGAAAAACAAGAUAUGGAAAUCGAGGCAAUGACAAGGCAGUACGAAUUGGAAGCAGAAUUACGGGAACGAAAGCUUAAGUUAGAGGAACAGAUGUUGAAAAAAGCUUUAAAUGAUAAACGGAUGUAUUUAGAGAAAGCCAAGAAAAUGCGUGAAUCCUAUCAAUCCCAAAUGGAUGUCAUGGAUAAGGAGUUAGCUGAGCUGAGUAUCGGAUCUAAGACCGGAAUGGCGAAGGGCGGUUGUAGUAAAACUUCGACACCUGUGGGAAAAUCUAAACUACACAUCAGCAAAAAUUCGUCUAAGCUUCCAAAGCGCGGAAGCUGCGAUAAAGAUACGUCAUCAGAUUUAGAAAGUAGCACGACUGAUAGUAUCAUGGAUAGCUCCUUCUCCGAUUCAACAGAUAGUGCUUCUGUUAGCUCUUUAUACAGUUCAAAAGAUGCUUCACGAUACCUUGGAACAAAUCGAGACGGGCCAACAAAAACUCAGUUGACGGCAAGGAACGGGCUAACACGAAAGUUACCGUCAUUUUCUGGCAAGCCAGAAGAAUGGCCUCUGUUUAUGAGUAGCUACACAUCUUCAACUGAAGCGUGUGGUUACAAUAAUAUUGAAAACUUAAUUCGUCUGCAGGAAAGUAUAAAAGGUCCUGCAUUAGAACAAGUACGUGGGAUGCUUCUAUAUCCUAAAACCGUUCCAAAAGUGUUGAAGAAACUUCGACAGUUAUAUGGUCGUCCUGAAUUAUUAUUACAACACUAUGUUGACAAGAUUCGUAGUUUAGAAUCACCAAAGGCUGAAAGGUUGAAUUCUUAUAUCCCUUUCGGAAAUGCCGUGGAACAGCUUUGCGACCAUUUGGAAGCCGCUGAAUUGAAAACCCAUUUAAUGAACCCCACGUUGAUCCAGGAUCUCGUGGCUAAAUUACCAGCCAUCAACAAAAGAGAAUGGGCUCGUUACAAAAAGAGAAAGUCUGUAGUCAAUCUUCGCACCUUUGCUAAAUUCGUUUCCAAAAUCGUGGCGGAAAUCUGCGAAACAAAUAUCGAUUUGAGUCAAUCGUCAGAUCCCCAAAAAGUAAGAUCCAAAGAGAAAGGAGUUUUCAAUCACAUUACCGAAGAAAGGCCAAGGAAUACUCAAAAGCCGUGCAAAGCUUGUGGGCGUACGGACCAUCGUUUACGUUUCUGUGACGUUUUCAAAAACAUGCCACAAGCGCAACGUCUAGAGUUGGCAGAACAGUGGCAAAUUUGCCAUACUUGCUUGAACGAUCAUGGUCAACUCACUUGCCGAUUCCGUAGAAUGCGCUGUAAUGUAGGAGAUUGUCAGGGGCGUCACCAUUCCUUGCUCCAUCCGUCAGAUGGUCCAAUCGUAUCUUUAAAUGCACACUUUCCAAGCUUUUCAAAUAUCAUGUUUCGAAUGAUUCCCGUAAGUUUACGUUUUCGCGGAAAAGUCGUGAACACGAUUGCCUUCCUUGAUGAAGGAGCGUCAGUCACCCUGAUCGAGAAUUGUCUCGCAAAAAGAUUAAACUUAGUUGGCCAACUAGACCCACUCACCAUUAAAUGGACGGCAGAUGUAACACGAACCGAGAAAGAUUCAAUUCGAGCAGAUAUGCAAAUAUCAUCGAAGGCGAACAGUCACGGUUGGGUGCUACGAGGUGUUCGAACGGUAUCUCAACUACUUCUACCAGUGCAAACUUUGAACGCCGAGGAACUUAAAGUGCAUUAUCCUUUUCUAACUGAAGUACCAGUUCAAUCCUUCUCUGGAGAAAGGCCUGGACUUCUCAUCGGACUGAAUAAUUUGGAUGUGAUCGCCCCCCUGGAGACUAGACUAGGAAACGUCGGUGACCCUAUAGCAGUGCGGUCCAAACUAGGUUGGUCGAUUUACGGCCCAAUCGGGGAAGCGAUAACAUGUUCGACUAGUGGUUAUGUAGGAAUCCAUGCGGAACCUACUAACCAAGAAAUACAUGAUUUACUUAAAUUGUAUUAUUCUGUAGAUGAGUCUGUUGAGUCAAUAUCAACUGAAUCAAAGGAAGACCAGAGAGCGCGUCGUAUAUUGGAAACGACCACGAUGAGAAUCGGUGACCGUUUCGAAACCGGGCUUCUGUGGAAUACAGAUAGCCCCUGGUUUCCAAAUAGUUACGGUAUGGCGUUUGGUCGCAUGCAGGAACUCGAACGGCGAUUAUUAAAUAAGCCUCAACUGUACGGAAAUGUUUGUUCACAAAUCGAACAAUACUUACAAAAGGGCUAUGCUCACAUAGCGACAGCUGAAGAACUGUCGGAAACCAACUCCCACCUAACGUGGUACUUGCCGCUGAAUGUGGUUUUGAAUAAAAAUAAGCCCGAUAAAGUUCGUUUAGUUUGGGAUGCGGCAGCCUCGGUUAAAAGGGUUUCACUGAAUUCUCAACUAUUGAAUGGUCCAGAUAUGACGGUGUCCUUGCCGGCUGUCAUCAAUCGUUUCCGGGAGCGCCGAGUCGCUUUUGGAGCCGACCUUAAGGAGAUGUAUCAUCAAAUCCGAAUAAGGACAGAAGAUAGGCAAGUACAAAGGUUUCUUUUCCGCGCAGAUCGCUCCAAGCCUCCCACAACUUAUGUCAUGGAUGUAGCCACCUUUGGCGCAACAUGCUCCCCGUGUUCGGCUCAAUAUGUAAAGAACCUUAACGCUAGUGAAUUCGCGACAGAGUACCCCAAGGCAUCGGCUGCAAUUGUAAACAAUCAUUAUGUUGACGAUUAUUUUGACAGCGUAGACACUGUAGAACAAGCGAUUGAAUUAGCCACUCAGGUACGAUACAUUCAUAUUAAGGGCGGGUUUGAAAUUCGGAACUGGGUCUCAAAUUCAAGAGAAUUGCUUAUUAAAAUAGGUGAGCCUAAUGCGAUCCAAAGUAUUCAAAUCAGCCGAAACAAAGAGACCAACAAUGAACGAGUCUUAGGAAUUAUCUGGAACCCGCAAGAUGAUAUGUUUUCUUUUUCCACUACUCAUAGAGACGAAGUUAGCAAAUACUUACAUGGAGAUUCACGACCGACUAAACGUAUCGUCCUCAGUUGCGUCAUGGGGUUUUUUGAUCCGUUGGGCUUACUCUCUCCAUUCACUGUACUGGGAAAGAUGCUUAUCCAGGACCUGUGGCGCACUGGCUGCGAAUGGGACGAAAAAAUAGAUGACGAUUCAUAUGCCAAGUGGAAAAACGUACGGCUGCGCAGUCUACCUUCGGGUGAAAUGGUCUACUGGCAUUAA
Uranotaenia lowii is the source of this 3591-nucleotide messenger RNA. RefSeq lists its product as uncharacterized. The coding region runs from base 1 to 3591 and encodes 1196 amino acids. Lineage: Eukaryota; Metazoa; Arthropoda; Insecta; Diptera; Culicidae. The transcript has a single exon. The record is from RefSeq and is a predicted model, not a curated record.